AAUGUGAGGACUAUUUCUGUGGCUCCACUCGCAGAGUGAUUCUGGUUCUGCUGUGAGAGAGAGAGAGAGAGAGAGAGAGUUUGUGUACAUCGGAGGAGAAGGAACCAGGGGGAGGAAAAAACAGGGAAUCAAGAAGCAGGCGACUCACCCCCCUCCCCCUUAAGUCUCCCCGACUCCCUGCUCCCUGUCACUCCAUCCUUCCUCCCCUGGGCUGGAAAACCCUCCAGCCCUGCUUUGAGGCAGACCGUGGACCACACCCCCGCCUCCGUUCAGGACCCUUGGACUGUCCUCUCUUCUUCCUCCCACCGACCUCACCCGCCCGUCAGCAGAUCCACCGAUAGAAGCUUCGUAUCUGAUUGGCUCUGACGCGCCUGUUGGUGAGGAGCAGUGACGUGCAACCAUAAAAACAAACAAAAAAAAAAACCCAUCUGACUCUCAUUCUGCUGGACAGCUGCCGGCCACAGGUCACAUGACCUGGAAGAAAAAAACCCAGAAGACCUCUGGGAUUGCUCUUUGCGUGGGCCGGCAGUUCACCAAAAGGAAAGUCAAAACGUUGAAGAUGAAAAGAUGAACUGAGCAGCGUGUGUCCUAUGUUCACGGCACUCACACUCAAGCAGAAACCUGGUGGUUACAGGCGAAGUGUGACUUAAAGGUGUGUCGUUCUGUGGAUGGCACCUGAUUGGUUGGCUGGAACGUCACACUCCUUACUCUCUUCUGACCAAACCCUUAUUCCAGGACCGGACUCACCUGGUCCACCAUGGAGCCCAUCAAGGUCCAGUCGGAUGGGGGUCUCAACGUCACCCUCACCAUCCGUCUUCUCAUGCACGGAAAAGAGGUGGGAAGUAUAAUAGGAAAGAAGGGGGAGACAGUGAAAAAAAUGCGUGAAGAGAGCGGGUCACGGAUCAACAUCUCCGAGGGCAACUGUCCAGAGAGGAUCGUCACCAUCACUGGACACACCGACACCAUUUUCAAGGCUUUCGCCAUGAUCGCCUACAAAUUUGAAGAGGACAUUAUCAACUCCAUGAGCAACAGCACAGCCACCAGCAAGCCGCCCGUCACCUUGAGGCUCAUCGUACCAGCCAGUCAGUGUGGCUCGCUCAUAGGAAAGGGCGGCUCCAAAAUAAAAGAGAUGAGAGAGUCCACAGGAGCCCAGGUGCAGGUAGCCGGGGACAUGCUGCCCAACUCCACCGAGCGUGCGGUGACAAUCUCCGGGACACCAGAAGCCAUCAUCCAGUGUGUCAAACAGAUCUGUGUGGUCAUGCUGGAGUCUCCACCAAAAGGUGCCACAAUCCCUUAUCGUCCAAAGCCGGCGGCCACCCCGGUGAUUUUCUCUGGAGGGUGGGCCUAUACAAUUCAGGGACAGUACGCCGUGCCACACACCGACCAGUUGACCAAGCUCCACCAGUUGGCUAUGCAGCAAACCCCCUUUACCCCCCUGGGACAGACCAUCCCCGCUUUCCCUGGUUUGGACACCAGUCCACCGGCCAGCACCCAAGAACUCACCGUUCCUAACGAUCUGAUAGGCUGCAUCAUCGGACGCCAGGGAACCAAAAUUAACGAGAUCCGACAAAUGUCCGGAGCGCAGAUCAAAAUCGCAAACGCCAUGGAAGGAUCGUCGGAACGCCAGAUCACCAUCACGGGGGCGCCGGUUAACAUCAACCUGGCUCAGUACCUCAUCAACGCAAGGCUGACGUCUGAGGUCACAGGAAUGGGGGCGCUCUAGACCCCUCUGCUCUGCACCUGGAGUAUUUAUUUCUUUCACGCCGUCCACAGAUGAAAGUGUGAGUGACGAGUUCACCUCUGACCGAUUAUUUUAUAUAUUUCAAACUAACUUUUGGUCAAAUGUUCGUCUUAGAAUCAAUUCACGAAGCUGUCACAGGAGUGCUGCCUCCUAGUGGUUAAGAAAUAAGCCCCCAGACCAGAGCAGCCCCAGGGAGUCAGACAUAAUAAUAAUAAUAGUAAUAAUAAUAAUAAAAAGAGUCCCUUAUUUUCUCCUGUCAUGGGAACAUUUAUAGUGUAAGUCUCUUGUAACUGACAUGGGCUGCCACAGGAGGCGCAAUUAAGUACAUGGUUGUAACUCACAGGCUGGGAUUUGUGGUCUGUCUGGGAAUUGAAUUGCUCUGUGCUACUUGUAAGACAGGCGUGCUAACUGCUACACUAUGAAGCCAUACAGUAGAUGUGCGUCCCAACUCGCAGGCCGCGACCCAGAUGUUUUUGUUUUGUUUGUUUUUACAACAGAAAUACAUAUCUGCGUUCCUCUGUUCAAGCCUCUGGUUCUUUACAUUUGCUUUAGUGAAAAAGAAAAGGUUUGGGGGGGGGCAGUAAAUAUAUACACCAGCCUAUACUAAUUACAGGUCAAAAAUAUGGCUCGUGGGCCUUAAUAGGCACGACACAUAUUGCAAAAAUUUGUAUAUUUUUUUCCAAAAGUUUUGCUGCUGUUCCUUAAUUGUACACUAGAGGGCACAUUAGUAGCAUACACAACACAACCCUGAGACUGGAAACUAAACAGCCGUGGCAGCAGUGAAGGGCAGUUGUUCUCAGAUGUUUCCUCUUUGACUUUGACCCUCGGGGUUGGGACCCUGACUGGACCAAAAUGGACCAAAAUGGACCACUUGUGUUUGCAGAGGGACAUGGACGAUGUGUGUGUUUGGUGUGUUUGGAAAAACUCAGUGUUUUUAGAGAAUCUCUCUCUGCACUGCGGUGGAAAACUAACGGCUGAAAACAGCUGACGUGGACGUCCUGUUGUUAUAAGUGCGUUUAUUUAUUUUAUUGUUAAGAAUUUCAGGUUGUUUAAAAAAAAAAGUUUUUUAAAAGUUUAUUUCAGGUGUCCUUUUAUUUAUUUUAUUCUCACCAGUGGAUCUGAUUGGUGAAAAUGGUGUUGAUGUUAUUUAUGUUGUCAUUUUCUCCUGGUCCAGCCCACAUUUUAGAUCUGAUUAGGCUGUACAGCAUGUGACCUCUGACCUAAAGUCUUAAAUGUUGUUUCUCUUUUUUUAUAUAUAUAUAUAUGUUUCAGGUUAUUUAACAAACUGUUUCUGACCUUAAACGACCUCUGGUGGACUGUGUUGGUUCGUUCGACCUCAUGUUUUAGCGAGUACUUUAGACACAAAAAGUACUGAGCAGAUGUCAAGGACUCCGCAACAUUAAGUUGUGUGUGUGUGUGUGUGUGUGUUCUGUCGAGACAGCACGGACCAAUCUGCAUGAUGUAUUUUACAUUUAAUCUAAACAUAAUCACACAGAAGAGAGAGAGAGAGAGAGAGAAAGGGGGUGGGGUUAAAAGCCAUAUGCAGUUAUUCAUAAAUUAAUCUGGAUGUCACUGUGACCCCAGUGUGACCCCAGUGUGACCCCAGUGUGACCCCAGUGUACAGAGGUUGGUGUGAGUAAGAAUGGAACACACGCAUGUUCUCACGACACCACAUAACACUCAGUAUAUUAUCUAACCAUAUACGUAUUGUAUACUUUACUUUUACUACAUUCUCUGCAUAAGUACACAGGAUACCUCUCAGUACUCCUAAAUUACCCCCCUCUGUGGUUUUCCGGGGUAUUUGGUUCUGUGAGGUCAUCAAUCAAGUUUUUAUCUCCUCCCUGUAGGUUAUUGUUUUUUCGCUGUUUUUUUUAAUUAUUAUUAUUAACGGAGUAUUUUCCCAGCCUGAAUAAAGACCCAGUAGGUGGCAGUAAUGCUGAGUUAGAUGUUGGCAGGAAUAGCUUGGCGCUACCUGCUAACGUGCAGCUAAAACGCCCUGUCGUAGCAUACCACUAACACACUACAUACUAGCGCACAGCUACAGUACAACACCACUUAUAUGCUAGACGCUAAUGCGCCAAUAACGCGCUACAUGCUAAGUGUAGUUCCUGUAUAAAAACCAGUUACCUCACCAUAAGUCUUUCUUACAGGGAGGGGUGAAGGGUAGGAGUGUUUAUUGGGAAGAAUCUGGCGAUACGAUACGUAUCGGAAGAUUCAUACGUAUGUUCUUCUUAUUAUCAAAAUUAUAACGUAGUAAAUCGGUACAUACGUACUUAAAGUGGUACACUAACAUCAGAUAUUCACUUCUGAAAAUGAUCAAUACUCAUGUUGACCUGUACAACUGCGCUGGGGGGCGGGGGCAACUGGAGACGUUAUUUAUUUAUUUAUUUAAGAAACUAAAUAUUUAUACAGUGUGGUGUCAUCGGCAAACUUGAUCAUCAGAGUAUUUUAUUUACCCUGUAAAUGUUGUUAUAUUUUGGUCUAAGUCGGUCGUGUUUUUUUAUUAUUAUUAUUUUAACACAAUCUUUAUUGAAUAUUUGAAAAAAAAAACAGAGUAAAUGUAAACGUUCAGUAUAUCUUUCUUUUUUUUAAACUUUUUUUUUAAAUAUUUAAAACACGUGUAAAAAAACUGAAGAAGGAACCAAACAGAGUCUGAUCUGUGUUCAAACACACGCCUAAAAUGUGGGCACAGUGCAGUAAACGAUGAUGUCACACGAUGUUUAUAAUUUACAUCCUGAAGGUCUGACUGUCUAAUCAGGUUGAUUCUUAGAUGUUUUGUAAAAAAAAAAGAGGAAAAAAAACUCAAUAAAGUUUUUGUUGUCUUUC
Cynoglossus semilaevis (tongue sole) is the source of this 4567-nucleotide messenger RNA. RefSeq names its product poly(rC) binding protein 3 (gene pcbp3). The transcript is spliced from 16 exons. The coding region runs from base 758 to 1723 and encodes 321 amino acids. Lineage: Eukaryota; Metazoa; Chordata; Actinopteri; Pleuronectiformes; Cynoglossidae. The record is from RefSeq and is a predicted model, not a curated record. Gene Ontology annotation, molecular function: RNA binding.